Messenger RNA from Symbiodinium necroappetens, 1686 nucleotides. Lineage: Eukaryota; Dinophyceae; Suessiales; Symbiodiniaceae. The record is from the annotation of a GenBank genome assembly.
AUGGUUGAUCGGAUCUCUGGCAUGAAGGUGCUCCUCCUGGACGAAGAGACGAUAGGCAUUAUCAGCAUGGUUUUCUCGCAGUCGGACAUCCUCCAGCAUGAGGUCUUUCUUGUCGAGCGUAUCGAUGCAGACAGCUUUGCAUCUCAGGACAAGAUGCGACACAUGAAUGCUGUGUGCUUCCUCAGGCCGACCAACAAGAACUUCCUGAAGCUCUCGCAGGAGCUGAAGAAUCCAAAGUACAACGAGUACCACCUCUUCUUCACCAACGUCGUCCCUCACAUGCGGCUUGAGCCGCUCGCGUGCUGCGAUGAGUACGAGGUUGUCAAACAGGUGCAAGAGUUUUUUGCUGAUGUAUACGCGGUCAACCAUGACCUCUUCUCUCUGAAUCUGCAGUCCACCGUCCGGCUUACAGAGGACCCAGGGCGGUGGACAUCUUACGAGGAGAGCAUCUUUGAGCGCAUCAUCGAGGGGCUGCUCGCAACUUGCCUGACGAUGCGGAUGCUGCCUGCAAUCCGAUACACGGAUUCGUGUGAUCUCACCCGACAAAUCGCACACAGACUUCAGACCCGCAUCCACGAAGAGCAGAGCCUCUUCGAAACCAUCGUGAAAGCUCAGAAAGGCGAAGCGACCCCAGUCCUGCUCCUUUUUGAUCGCAGGAAUGAUCCAGUCACACCUCUGUUGCAGCAAUGGACCUACCAGGCAAUGGUGCACGAGCUGCUGGGCAUGCACAACAACAUUGUUGACCUGAAGAAGGUGCAGAAAGACGCAAGGCCAGAGCUCGAGAGGAUCGUCAUGUCGCCACUACAGGACGAGUUCUUCUUGACGAACUUGUACUCCAACUUUGGCGACUUAGGGCAGAACACUCGCAACCUGGUCGAGAAGUACCAGAAAGAAACUAAAAACACGGCGCGCAUCGAGUCAAUAGAGGAGAUGCAGCGAUUUGUCGAUGAGUACCCAGAGUUUCGGCGCAUGUCAGGAAAUGUGUCGAAGCACGUCAAUGUGGUCAGCGAACUGUCCCGAAUAAUCGACGCCUACGGGCUCCUUGAGGCAUCUCAGCUGGAGCAGGAGCUGGCCUGCUCAGAGAACCAGAAGGAGCACUACAAAUCACUGGUGGACUUGCUCAAGAUGGCAAAGAUCACGCCAAUGGAAGGUCUACGCCUGGUGCUGCUCUUCGCGCUGAGGUACGAGCAUGAGUACAACUCCAUCGCACAGCUGAAGGACCAGCUGCGACAGAAGGGAGUCGGAGAUGAUCAAAUAGGCCUGGUGGACCAGCUCUUGCGCUAUGCGGGCUCGCAAGUGCGCAACAGUGACUUGUUUCAGAACAAGAGCUUCUUGCAACUUGCAAAGAACGUGGUCACCAGUAGCUUCAAAGGUGUGGAGAAUGUCUACACUCAGCACAAGAGCCACGUGGCCAGCGUAGUCACCUCGUUGAUGAAGGGCCAGCUGAAGGAGACCAGCUACCCCUACAUGCAGGGCAAGGGCAGCAGCGUGGCUCCAGCACGGGAGCCCCCGAGGCGCUGCGUGGUCUUUGUCGUCGGCGGGUGCACCUACGAGGAGGCGAGGGAUGUCGCCGAGUUGAACCGGACCUUGGAUGGCUGCAGCAUCGUCCUCGGCGGGACCACGAUCCACAAUUCCAUGACCUUUCUGACAGAUGUCGCCCAACUCGGGGCGCGAGGCUUCGAGUGA